Messenger RNA from Anguilla anguilla (European eel), 3781 nucleotides. RefSeq names its product solute carrier family 34 member 2a (gene slc34a2a). NCBI's taxonomy places the organism in Eukaryota, Metazoa, Chordata, Actinopteri, Anguilliformes, Anguillidae. Gene Ontology annotation, biological process: sodium-dependent phosphate transport; intracellular phosphate ion homeostasis. The transcript is spliced from 13 exons. Gene Ontology annotation, cellular component: apical plasma membrane; vesicle; brush border. The record is from RefSeq and is a predicted model, not a curated record. Gene Ontology annotation, molecular function: sodium:phosphate symporter activity. The coding region runs from base 218 to 2170 and encodes 650 amino acids.
GUGGCAGGCUCAUGUGGGGGUGGGUAGGCCCCGCCCUGUUUGGGGGAGGGGGCGAUUGAUUAGUUUCCUGCUGCUCAGCACAGAUAUGCUUUGGCGGGGGGGCAGACUUUGGAGCAGAACCACAGUCCACCCUGCUGCUAUAAAAGCCCAGGAUGGGAGCCUUGUGGGACAGGUAAACACAGAGAACAUCUUCAGCCCCGAAACGCACCUGUGACAGAUGGCCCCUCGCCCGGAAAUGAAGGACCAAUUGACAGAGCCCAGAGAGACAGACAGUCCCAACUCUUAUUCUCCCACUGUAGAUGGCACUGCAGUAGUAAAGGACCCCCCAAUCCUCCCAGCUCUGUCCACUGUGACUCUGAUCCAGUCAGACCCUUCCCUCCAACUACAGCCAGAGGACCCCUGGGACAUACCUGAGCUGCAGGACACUGGGGUCCCCUGGUCAGAGCUGGACUGCAGUGAUAGGGCCUUGAGGCUGCUGAUCUCUGGGGGAAAGCUGCUCCUGCUCGUUGGGCUCCUCUAUCUCUUCGUCUGCUCUCUGGACAUCCUGAGCUCAGCUUUCCAGCUGGUGGGAGGGAAGGCAGCAGGAGAUAUCUUCCAGGAGAACGCGGUGCUGUCCAACCCGCUGGCAGGCCUGGUGAUCGGGGUUCUGGUCACACUGCUGGUGCAGAGCUCCAGCACCUCCAGCUCCAUCGUCGUCAGCAUGGUGUCCUCUGGAUUGCUGCAGGUCCAGUCUGCGGUUCCUGUCAUCAUGGGGACCAACAUUGGCACGUCAGUCACAAACACCAUUGUGGCCAUGACUCAGGCAGGGGACCGCAGCCAGUUCCGCAGGGCGUUUGCUGGGGCCACAGUUCAUGACUUCUUUAACUGGCUCUCAGUGCUGGUGCUGCUGCCCAUAGAGGUGGCCUCAGGGUUCCUGUACCGGCUGUCCAAGCUCAUGGUGGACUCCCUCCACAUCGAGAGCGGCGAGGAUGCUCCCGAGCUCCUCAACGUCAUCACUGACCCCCUUACCGAAUCCAUCAUCCAGCUGGAUGAAUCUGUCAUCAGUGGAAUCGCCACAGGAGACCCAACCGCUCGAAAUAAGAGCCUCAUUAAGAUCUGGUGCAAAACACAGACCAACACAACAUUGAUGAACGUGACUGUCCCUGGGAUAGAAAACUGUACCUCUAGCGCGCUCUGCUGGGUCAGCGGGAAUAUAACAUGGACCCUGAAGAAUGUGUCCUUGACCGUCAACAUUGAAAAAUGCCAGCACCUCUUCGUGAACAGCAGCCUAUCAGACCUGGCUGUGGGGCUGAUCCUGCUCAUCCUGUCCCUGCUCACACUCUGCACCUGUCUGAUCCUGGUAGUUAAGCUGCUGAACUCCAUGCUCCAGGGCCAGGUGGCUGUGGUCAUUAAGAAGAUAAUCAACACAGACUUCCCCUUCCCUCUGGGUUGGCUGACAGGCUACCUGGCCAUCCUGGUGGGGGCAGGGAUGACUUUUGUGGUGCAGAGCAGCUCUGUCUUCACCUCUGCCAUCACUCCCCUUGUCGGCAUUGGUGUUAUCAGCAUUGAGCGAGCCUAUCCCCUCUCUUUGGGUUCCAACAUUGGCACCACAACCACAGCCGUGCUGGCAGCCAUGGCCAGUCCAGGAGACACACUGGCCAACUCAUUGCAGAUCGCUCUGGUGCACUUGCUGUUUAAUGUGAUGGGGAUCCUGCUGUGGUUCCCCGUACCGCCCAUGCGGCUGCCGAUCCGGAUGGCCAAGGCGCUGGGGGACCGCACGGCGCAGCACCGAUGGUUUGCUGCCGUCUACAUCCUGCUCUGCUUCUUCCUGCUGCCGCUGCUGGUGUUCGGGCUGUCCCUGGCGGGCUGGCCGGCGCUGGCCGGAGUGGGCGGGCCCAUCGUCGCGCUGCUGCUGCUGGUUGUCGUGGUGAACCUGCUGCAGUCACACAGGCCGCAGCUGCUGCCCACCGUUCUGCGCAGCUGGGACUUCCUGCCUGUCUGGCUGCGCUCGCUGGAACCCUGGGACCAUGUGGUGAGUGCCUGCUGGUGCUCCUGCUGUCGCCGUGACGAUGCCGUGCCCCAGGAGAAGCAGGAGUCACACGUUCUGGAGAUAUACGACAACCCAGCACUCUCCCCGGAAAGCCAGACCACACCAGACAAGCAGGGCGUUGUCAAAGCAACGUAUCUGUAACGUUUUCACAGCAUAUUCCCCCCAUGCCCAAACUGCAGGGCAUCAAAGCAAAGUAUCCAGACCUGGCCUGUAUGAGUUUUUAUUGCAUAUGGACACAUUGGACUAAAUGGCUUUUUAAAAUUCCACUUACUGUAAUACAAUUUUAUAACAAAUUUUGUAUAUAUUUUAAAUUUACUGUACAUGUAAAUAUUGUGUAAUUACUAUUAUCCACUGGUUAGAGGCUGAGUCUAAAAGAAUCUGUGAGAGGGAAGUGAUGUCAUAGACCUAACAACCAGUCAGCUGCUCCACUUCCACCUUAAUUAUCCCAUUCGAUUUAGUGUCUGCUGGGGUCCCCAACCCUGGUCCUGGAGAGCCGUUGGGUCUGCUGGAGUCCCCAACCCUGGCCCUGGAGAGCCACAGGGUCUGCUGGGGUCCCCAACCCUGGCCCUGGAGAGCCACAGGGUCUGCUGGGGUCCCCAACCCUGGGCCUUUUUGUUUAAAUCAAAUUGCAGUAAAUCACAUGUAAAAUGCAAACAAGUGCUCCUUAUUGAGUUUGAUCCAUCACCACACUCAUAAGUGCUGACAGACUGAGCCAUACUUAUAUCACUGUACUGUAUCUGAAUGCAAUCAUCAAAUCAGCCAGCAGAAUGAGACCAACCUGUUCAGCCCCCUCCAGGAUAAACAGAAUGAGACCAACCUGUUCUCAGGAGCUGCCCUACUGAUCUGCACAGAAUGUUGGGUUUGUUCAUUCAGUUACCUGGGAAAGUUUAUACAACAAUAUGGUCACUACAGCCAUGUGUAUUGAAGUGGAAGAUAAAAGAUGACAAAUCCUCCGUCUGUAUGGAUCUGACUGAAGAGCUCUGGCCUCCAGGAAUGGGGGGCCUGUGUGCUCAGGACAUGUGUCCUCUUGGUGGGGUGCACGAACGAGGACUUCAGUUCCGCCUGAGUGGCCCUUCAUGCCACAGAAAUACAAUUCGGUUUGAUUCGGUUUUAUUUGUUAUUUUAAAUUCAACCUUUAUUUAAUUAUUUUUGGAUCAAAACUUCUCCAGCAAGAGAGGCCCACAAUGGGUUUAAUUCAAUUCAAUGAAAUUCAAUUAAAUUUAUUCUGUGUAGCACUUUUUACAGAGAACUGUUACAAAGACGCUUUACAGAGAAACAGAAGGAUAAUUGAGCAGAAACCAGGGCCUGAACCUCAAAAAGCAAGAAUGUGAAAACUCCCCAGUGAUGAACACUGAAAUGGUGGUGAGAACACCCCCCCGCCCUAGGAUGACCCCGGCCACAGAGGGGGGCUCGUCCUGCUGAUGCCUUUGGAACACAAGGUCCCUCUGAGGGGCAUAUAUUCAGUAUAGAGUAGUUAAUAUACAGUACAUUUCUUCUUUUGGGAUGUAUUAACUAUUAACUAUAUCUUUGCUUAGAAAUGCAGAUGUCAUGUCAGAUGCUCUCACACAGACAUUUUGUGCAUGGAGGUGCUUUGCUGGACUGUGUGGGGCAGGGUGACAAUGACUCUCAUUUCUCUGUUCUCAGACAAAUCACACUCUGUUUGGAAGAUAUUUUAGAGAUAUUUAUAUCAACUAAAAUACGGUUUUACUGAUGGAUAUAUGUAUAAAAAAUAAAUUUCCCCCCUUUUAUUCA